Messenger RNA from Chrysochloris asiatica (Cape golden mole), 1737 nucleotides. It is a transcript of the gene SLC15A5, whose product is annotated as solute carrier family 15, member 5. Lineage: Eukaryota; Metazoa; Chordata; Mammalia; Afrosoricida; Chrysochloridae. Gene Ontology annotation, biological process: transmembrane transport. Gene Ontology annotation, molecular function: transmembrane transporter activity. Bases 1 to 1737 code for a protein of 578 amino acids. Gene Ontology annotation, cellular component: membrane. The transcript is spliced from 9 exons. The record is from RefSeq and is a predicted model, not a curated record.
AUGUCUGUUACAGGCAUUAAAGUAAAUUAUGAGAAGUUACACUUAAAUCAGGGCAUUGAGAAGGAGAAAACUAUAAGAGAUGAUAGUUAUUUUUCUUCAGCAUAUUCCAUGAAAAAAAUACAGAUUGGCAUUUGUUUGCUUCUGGUGGAACUGUGUGACAGAUUCACUUUCUUUGAAGUCGUCUGCAAUAUGAUUCCCUUUUGCACCAUCAAGCUUGGUUAUCGCAACUACCAGGCAGCCAUUUUGAAUUUAUGUUUUAUUGGAACUUCACUUCUUGCCCCUGUGUUUGUAGGGUGGCUUGCUGAUAUCUGUCUAGGAAGGAACAAACUGGUCUACAUUUGCUUAUUUCUACAUUUAUUAGGUACUGCUUUGUUAUCUGUGCUGGCUUUUCCCUCAGAAGAUUUCUAUAUGGGCUCUUACUAUGUGAUUAACAUGAUAACAAAGAAGGAGCAGAAGAGCCUGUUCUACAUAGCACUGUUGGCCAUCUGCCUUGGCACAGGUGGAGUAAGAGCCAUCAUUUGUCCACUGGGUGCAUAUGGCCUCCAGGAGUAUGGAUCAAAAAAACAACUGUCAUUUUUUAACUGGUUUUAUUGGCUCAUGAACCUAAAUGCAACGGUUGUCUUUCUGGGAAUAUCUUACAUCCAGUACUCAGGAAGUUGGACCCUCAUUUUAUUUAUUCCUUUUAUGUCUACACUUAUGGCUCUGAUAACUCUUCAUAUGAUGUACUCUAAAGUGAUUCAUCAGCCGGAAAAAUGUUGUUCCCUCUUGACAAUCUUUGGGGUGUUGGUUAAUGCACUGAAAAGGUGCUGCCUGCGAUCUCAUCUUGGCAGAGAUGUGACAAGCUGGUUAGACCAUGCCAAAAAAAGAAAUGGUGGCUGCUACAAUGAGUACCAUGUGGAAGAUGCAAAAAUUUUCCUCACACUUCUCCCUCUCUUCAUUUUUCAACUCCUAUAUAGGCUGUGCAUUAUUCAGAUUCCUUCCGGAUAUUAUCUGCAGACUAUGAAUUCCAACCUGAAUUUGAAUGGAUUUCUUCUCCCAAUUGCAGUAAUGAAUGUGAUCAGCAUCUUACCAUUAUUAAUCCUGACUCCUUUUAUGGAAUAUUUCAGCACCUGCAUGUUUCCUUCUAAGAGAGAUGGACCAUUUCUGUUGGCAUGCAUUAUUGCUGGAAUUCUUUCUGCUGCAUUGUCUAUGAUGGUAGCUGGCUUCUUUGAAAUACACAGGAAAGACCUCCCUCCAAUGGAGCAAACUCUUUCAGGCAAAGUUCUCAUCGUUUCCUCCAUGCCCUGCUCCCACCUGGUUCUCCAGUAUAUUUUACUUGGUGUGGCUGAAACACUAGUAAAUCCAGCCUUAUCUGUACUAUCAUACACAUUUGUUCCAAGUACCAUCAGAGGAACCUCUAUGAAUUUUUUGUCACUGUUCAAUGGAUUUGGUUGUUUCAUGGGAGCAGUGCUGGUGGAGUUGGUGUAUUUCAUAUCAGAAGGCAAUUGGUUUCCAAACACAUUAAACAAAGGCAAUUUAGAAAGCUUCUUCUUCUUCUUGGCAUCAUUAACAUUGUUGAACAUCCUGGGAUUCUGGCAUGUCACACAAAGAUGUUAUAUUCUAAAUCAUUUUAACAUCCAUAACAUCUUUGGAAGUAAUCUUGAAGAAACACUUCUUCUCCAAGAAAAGUCUCUGAAAUUGUAUGGCAGUAUUCAGGAAUUUUCUUCAAGUAAUGAUUCUUGGGAGACAGGACUAUGA